AAUUAAAAAAUUGACAAUUGCAAAAUUGCGGUCCGGAUUCCACAAAACUGCACGUGUACCUACUUUCCCAUUCCUGGAGUUGCAACUGUUUCCAUCCACCACCGUCCACCGUCCACCGUCCACCGCCCACCGGCAGAAAUUGUAACAAAGAAUGGCGCUUGCGAAAGGAGUAUGCCUUAACCACAUAGCCAGAGAAUCAGCUGACGUCAAACGCCUCGCCGCUUUUUACCAACAGGUACUAGGAUUUGAGCAAAUACAGAGUCCUAAAUUCGGCGAAUUUGAGGUGAUCUGGCUGAAGCUUCCCCCAUCUUUCUCUCUCCAUCUCAUCCAGAGGGAUCCUUCAAUUAAACUCCCUGAAGGUCCGUCUACUUUCAAAGAUCCUAAGAACCUUCCUAGAGGACAUCAUCUCGCCUUCACUGUCUCCAAUUUCGAUCAUGUUGUUCAAUUUCUCAAGGAGAAGGGAAUUGAGACAUUUCAAAAGACUCAACCAGAUGGAAAGACCAAACAGUUGUUUUUCUUUGAUCCAGAUGGUAAUGGCUUAGAAGUCGUGAGCUGUUGAACUCUCCAUCUCAGUAAAAGUGACUUUCUUUUCUACUGUAAUUUUAGUUGUUAAAUAAGAUUUGUGUUAUGGUAAUACUUGAAGCAGACCUGCGUAAGAAAGUUAUGAAACUCGAGAUCUAAAGUUAUGAUCUUAGCUCUACCUUUGUUUGGAUAGUCAACUGAUUUCUUAAACUUGAGCUCUUGUAUUCAAGACUGAUCUCAACUUUGGAGACCUUGUAAAUGUAGUUGAAAUUGUUGUUUA
Spinacia oleracea (spinach) is the source of this 802-nucleotide messenger RNA. Its product is annotated as glyoxylase I 4. The record is from RefSeq and is a predicted model, not a curated record. The transcript is spliced from 4 exons. Lineage: Eukaryota; Viridiplantae; Streptophyta; Magnoliopsida; Caryophyllales; Amaranthaceae. Bases 152 to 559 code for a protein of 135 amino acids.